Harpegnathos saltator (Jerdon's jumping ant) is the source of this 3941-nucleotide messenger RNA. RefSeq lists its product as uncharacterized. Bases 122 to 3094 code for a protein of 990 amino acids. The record is from RefSeq and is a predicted model, not a curated record. The transcript is spliced from 5 exons. Lineage: Eukaryota; Metazoa; Arthropoda; Insecta; Hymenoptera; Formicidae.
GCACCAUAUUUUCCGAUCAAUUCGAUCAAAACGUCCGAAAUGAAUUUGCUCUCGCAGCUGAUCGUGAAACUUGCUGACAGAAUUGUGCGUCGUACAUGCGGGAGAUCUGACGUAAUCCUCAAUGAGCGAUAUAGCAAUGGAGCCGUCGAUGAUAACGCCCGAUGAUAACAGAAAACGUUGCGUCAAGUCGAGGCCCACCGGUGCGGCUCUUCUGGACGAAAUGAUUGAGAUGCAAAAACGUAUUGAAGCAUUACCGGAACUAUAUUCGAGCAUGCAGAAGUUCUUCAUGAAAAAAGAACAGGAAUAUGGAUUGCUGAGUAAUCUUCUGUCACGAGCAACCACGGAAACGUCCAGCAAAAUUGAUCAAAUCGUGCAAGGCAUCCUCAGGAUAUAUGAUUCGCACAAUGUACUACCAACGAGCGAGAAACUUAAGGCAUACAUCAACCUAAAAGUUGAUGUACCAAUCAUCUCGAGUAUCCAGGUGAUGCUGAUGAACACCAACUUUUAUUCACAGUAUCGCCUGGCAGAGGAUAUGUUGCGCGGUCACCAAGUGGGCUUGUGGCCGAAAAUUUCUCCAUAUCUGUUGAUUCAGAUAAUUUGGGGUCUGCAUUGCGAGGAACUGCUGCCGAGAUUUGUGCUAUAUCUGCCAUUGGAGCUGUCCAUCGAGAUCCUCACUGUAACUAUACCGUGUUUAGCAGAGUUGGAAUUCCAGCGGGCCAUAAAUCUCGUGACUCAACUUGCGAAUUACAUGUAUAAGUUAAUCUAUAGACUGAGUGUCAGUGGCACGCAGACACACCCAUAUGAGGAACAUAUACAUCAGUUACUGGCAAGUUUUCAAGAGUUAUCGGAUCAACUAACAAAUCCGAGGGUAACUCGGUUGCCUGACAUAUCAGAGCAAUUGAGGUACGAGCAUCAAGGGAUCAUUUUGAAGAAUAUUAUCCGUUUGAGUAAAUUGUGCACGACGGAGAGGAUGCAUGGCGGCAUAGACGACAAUGCUGAGAAAUUAUAUAUGUUGACAUUCGGCAACGAGCUGAAAGGAAAACUGCCGUCAACGUUACUGCUAUCCUGCAUCGAUCAAAUGGACCAAGCUUUGGUACUGCUGCUGAUGAAACAUUUGAAAGAGGUGAAUUGCCACAUGUACCUCGCCUGGGCCGAGAUGGAAGAUCGGGAGAACCCGUUGCUGAGUUUGCAACGCGCAAUCAUCACGGAAUGCGUCUACUUCGGAAAGGUUAUACAGACGGACAAAUUGCAGCAAAAUCAGGAGCUACAGAUGUGUUUGGAUCAGCUGGUAGGAUCAAAUAAGCAACCGCAAUUGACGCUGAAGGAGAUCUGCGACGGCGUGCAGUCGGGCCAGCUGAAGGACCUUAAAGAGCUGCUGCUUCGUUACCAUGAGUGGGACGAGUCAAUGUUGCAGUUCAUUAGCACUUGGGAGAGAUUGCUGACAAACGAAAACUUCGAGGUGCUCUUCAAGUAUCUCAAGCAUAUAUUCUCAGUGAAGCAGUACACUCCGCAGGAGAAACUAAAGCUCCAAACCAUGGUCAUAGAAAUAAUGUUGAAGCGCAGCAUGGAGGACAUAUACAAUAUCGUGCUGAUAUACGUGCUUCACUACUACCAUGACAAUUUUCUAGAGGAGUUAUACGAUCCCGUCAGCUUCUACACUUUGUUGCGACAAGCAGGAGGCAUUUGGAACAACCCGUUUUUUAUGAAGAGUCUACUAAUACACAUACUACACAGACCCCAAGAAGUAUUGAUGUCUCUGAUCUACAUUACCGUCAACACAUCUAACGAAUGUGUGUGCACACCACAGCAGCUUUUGAUACUACGGCCCUUCCUAUGCCUGAAAAUCAGCGAGGAUCAGACAAUCUUAUCGAAGAUGCUGUAUAAGUUGUGUUUCUGUAGCCACCGUUGGGACAUACAAAAGUAUACGAAUUUCGUCACCGUGAUGUUAGGAACUUUCGUUAUCUCGCCGGAGGAUAUCCUGAAUAACGUGUUCAUCCGUUAUCUGGUAGAGCAACCUUUCGAUCAGAUCAACGUCAGCUGCAUCCUUAUAAAUAUCUGCAAGAUCGUUGAUACGUACACGCCCAAAUUCGGCGUGGUGGAGCUGUGCGUGGUAGUAGCGCGCAAAAUUAGCAACUGGCGCAAAUGUGAACCUACGAAGCGCCGUACGAUGGUGAACGAGUUGAUGACAAAUCUACUGCGCGUGCUGAAUAAAUGCGUGCGAAAACCUUAUCUCAUGACCGUCGAACAGAAACGGCAGGUGUUGAACACCAUACUGCCGCACAUUGAGCCUCUCGAUAAGGCAGUCUUCGCGCCACUUUUGUAUCUGGUGCAGGGUGACAUUCUCAGCAUCAUCAACGAUUACACAAGACGUUGCUACAUAGUACGCAGGAAAUUCAAGGAAAUGUAUCAACGGGAUAUUGAUAUGUUUUUACAUAUAGAUCACAUCCCGCUAGAAAAACAGGAUUUUAUCCGGCACAUGAUGCUGCACGCUGUCGAAAUGGAGUAUUACAGGCACUGCUUGGACAUGACGCUCAAGUAUUGGUUCUUCUUCGGUUGGCUCAGUGAAUGGGAUGCCUACGAUAACGUGACACGCAUCACCAUGGAGGCGGUGUGCGUUGGGCUCGAGUAUAAGGAAAACGUGCCACCCGACAAUUUCUCCAUGUUGUUGAAGAACUGCAUACGAUUCACAGAGAUGUUAUCGUGGGACGUCACAACAUUCGAAAAAAAGGACAUGAUCAUACAAAUCCUGCUGAAGAAUAUGUAUCUUGUUGUUCCGAGCACGCAAGGCACGCAGUAUUAUGAUACGUACAACGCUCUUCUCGCGAAUCUUGAAAACAUCGUGAGCACGAAAAAAUCAUUAUCGGAUUUUAUAAUCCAAAUUGGUGUAUUCAUCUCGAAUAUGUCUAACGAGGCGGACGAAGACAACAGAAAACGCACGCGUAGUCACGAGAUGGACGAUAUGAUUGAUUCCUAUAAGUUCAUAUGCGGCUGUUUUUCAAUACCCGGCACGGAAAAGCAUCAUCGAUUUGUCGAGAAGAUAAAGAACAUAAUUUUUUCGGAAGAUUGCGGUUAUCUCAAUUAUCAUCCGCUUUAACUAGAAGAAGAUCAUGACGACGAUGUCUCACGUAUGUGACAACUAGAUGAUAUGACAAUCAUAUUGAUAAUCACAAUUCGGAUUCAAGCGCAUGUUUUAAGUAUUGAUACUGUUCCGCGGCACCAUCCGAAGAUUGUUAACGGACAUAUAUUUCCUCGAAAAAAAAAACAUAUACCAAAAUCUGAAUACUAAGUGAUUUGCCAAAAUAUCGAAAAUAUGUAAUCACGAUCGACGUAUAAUGUCCCGCAAGAUAAAACUGUCGAAAUUCGGAGAUUGGAACAGUUUACUGAAAAAUUAUAAUAUCGAAGUCCGCGAAUACCCAGACAAUAUUCUGAAUACAAUUUUCCCGAAGUUUACAAUUGUUUCAAGCAAGAACUAUUAUUCCCGUAAACAGUGUACAUAAGUAUAUUAAUAUAUUCAUUAUAUAUAUGUAUAUAUAUAUAUAUAUCAACUCAAUUGAGAUAUAUUCACUUUUGUUGUAUUCAAAUGAGUGAAUACUAAUGCAACCGACUGUACGAAACAAUCCCGAUAUCUUGAUAAAAUUGUACUUCGGAUUUUUUCUAUGGCUAAAUUUCGCGCGAUAUCGCGCGACUUUCAUAAAAUUGUUCCAUUUCCUAAAUUUAGUUACAUGUUUUUCCAGGACAAUGUAUGUCAACCAAAAUUACAAUGCAAAAUAUCGAUAGAAUGUAAUUGUAAAAAAUCAGAAUAUCAACUAAUAUAACGAGAAAUCACGUUUUGUUACGUAAUCACGUAUAUAACGAAAUAUAUUAAUAGAAUACCGAAAAAUUAUUUGUUUACGGAAGUCAUUCCUUGAGUACAAUGCAUAUUACAAAAUUAAAUAAGAAAU